Acipenser ruthenus (sterlet) is the source of this 1854-nucleotide messenger RNA. RefSeq names its product relaxin-3 receptor 1-like. The transcript has 2 exons. NCBI's taxonomy places the organism in Eukaryota, Metazoa, Chordata, Actinopteri, Acipenseriformes, Acipenseridae. The record is from RefSeq and is a predicted model, not a curated record. Gene Ontology annotation, molecular function: G protein-coupled receptor activity. Gene Ontology annotation, biological process: G protein-coupled receptor signaling pathway; immune response. Bases 642 to 1853 code for a protein of 403 amino acids. Gene Ontology annotation, cellular component: membrane.
CGUAGAGGAGUGACGUCACGGAGGCAUAUAUGAACGUUUGGGCAGGAGCCCGAGUCAGUCAGUUACAGGUCUGUCAGAAGACGAGCUGUUUUCAUUUCCACACCGUAUCACCUGUCUGAUUCAAAAGAACAAGAAUGCCAAGUCCAGCACAGCCACCAAACACGCGGUUAAAUUAAGCUGUGUAGAAAACUACGGGGGGUCCUGACACAACAGAUAACGAACAUUUCGCAAUUCCACAAAGGAAAAGAAAGGUACGCUAAUACUAUUGAUUUACUUAGAUUUGACAGCAUAAAUAACCUUUGCAGGUGGAAAAAAAACCACGAAGAGACAAGAUUUCUCCUAAAUCUGAAAGCCCUCUUCAGCACCACCGCUCGGUAAACAGCUCCAAUAAACUUCACGCCAGAUCGCCCCCCUGCCUCGGAGACCCGACCAUCUUUCUCAGUGUAAAGGAGAUUGUCGCUGAGGAGUAAAGGCGAAGCAGCUGAGACUACAGGCAGCGCACACUCGGAACAGAAAGAGACGCAAGAGUCUGAUAAUGAACUCCCAGAAUCAGACCCGUCGCGUGUUUAAGGAAUGAAGAUUAGUUGGAAAUUGAUGACCACAAAAGACCCAGUUGAAAAACUGAAUUGCUUACAGCCAAGAUGGACAUGGUUUCGACAGAAUCCUUCAGCUUUCAUAAGUAUGCCAACUCAUCCUUCGAGUGCUGCGUGAACCAAAGCUCAUGUAGCCAAUGGCAGCAGUAUGAGGAGAGGGAAGACAAGGGCUCGCUGGCUCUGAGAAUCAGCAUCUCAGUAGUCUACUCCUUGGUCUGUGCCGUGGGCCUGGUUGGGAACGUACUCGUUCUACACCUACUGCGAACCGGCAAACACACCCAAAAAUCCAGUAUCAACUUGUUCGUGUUCAAUCUGGCUGUAACAGAUUUCCAGUUUGUGUUGGUCCUGCCUUUCUGGGCUGUGGAAAUGGCUCUGGACUUCAGCUGGCCCUUUGGUCUGGCCAUGUGUAAAAUCAUUCCUUCCCUUACUGUGCUCAACGCUUACACCAGCGUGUUCUUCCUCACCGCAAUGAGCGUGACCCGUUACUGCUCCGUGGCCACGGCUCUCAAACCACCAGCCCACAUCCAGAGGCUCUGCACAGCCCGCUGGAUCAGCUCCCUCAUCUGGCUCGUGGCUUGCCUGGCCACUGUGCCCACCGCCGUCUUCACCACCCUCGACUCGGUGGGGGACGACCAGGCCUGCUUACUGCGACUGCCCAGGAAUGGAUUCUGGCUCGCCAUGUAUCACCUUCAGAAAAUCGUUCUGGGGUUCCUCAUUCCCUUAGCCAUCAUUUUAAUCUGUUACCUCCUCCUGCUUCGCUUCCUGAAACAGCAGCAUCUCAAUUACAUCCACCCAGAGAGGCAAAAUAAAGUGACCAAGUCGGUGAUGAUCGUGGUCCUCUCCUUCUUCAUCUGCUGGCUCCCGAACCACGUCAUCACGUUCUGGGGGGUCCUGGUCAAGCUGCUGGAGGUGGACGACACGGCUUACAACAUCGUCCACGAGUACGUCUUCCCUGUCACUAUCUGCCUUGCUCACACCAACAGCUGCCUCAAUCCGCUCAUCUACUGCCUGAUGAGGAAGGAGUUCAGGAAGGCGCUGAAGACCCUGUUCUGGAGGCUCUCGGCUUUCCCUUUCUCCAAUUCCUGCCUGGUGUCUGUGGGCUUCAGUGUGGAGUCCGAAGGGGCCCAGGUAGCCAUCCCUCUGAACCCAAUGGAAAGCCACAGCCAGAAGGCAUUUCAGUCCUACACAAAGAGGUCUCUCUUGCCUUCAUCGACAGCCACUGCUGUGCACAAGAACACAACCCCUGUCAUUGUUUGUUAGA